Volvox carteri f. nagariensis is the source of this 549-nucleotide messenger RNA. RefSeq lists its product as uncharacterized. The transcript is spliced from 2 exons. The record is from RefSeq and is a predicted model, not a curated record. Bases 1 to 549 code for a protein of 182 amino acids. NCBI's taxonomy places the organism in Eukaryota, Viridiplantae, Chlorophyta, Chlorophyceae, Chlamydomonadales, Volvocaceae.
AUGGUGGCGGCGAUGGCGGCGGUGACGGUGGGGGAGAUGGCGGCGGUGAUGGUGGGGGCGAUGGUGGCGGCAAUGGCGGCGGUGAUGGCGGCGGCGAUGGCGGCGGUGAUGGCGGCGGUGAUGGCGGCGGUGAUGGUGGCGGUGAUGGUGGCGGUAAAGGCGGCGGUGAUGGUGGCGGGGAUGGCGGCGGUGAAGGCGGCGGUGAUGGCGGCGGUGGGGGUGGAGAUGGCGGCGGUGAUGGUGGCGGCGAUGGUGGCGGCGAUGGUGGCGGUGAUGGUGGCGGUGAUGGCGGCGGUGAUGGUGGGGGCGAUGGUGGCGGUAAAGGCGGCGGUGAUGGUGGCGGGGAUGGCGGCGGUGAAGGCGGCGGUGAUGGCGGCGGUGGGGGUGGAGAUGGCGGCGGUGAUGGUGGCGGCGAUGGUGGCGGCGAUGGUGGCGGUGAUGGUGGCGGUGAAGGCGGCGGGGAUGGUGGGGGCGAUGGUGGCGGUAAAGGCGGCGGUGAUGGUGGCGGGAGAUGGCGGCGGGAGAAUUCCCUUACAGGCCACCCACUAA